Dracunculus medinensis (Guinea worm) is the source of this 732-nucleotide messenger RNA. The record is from the annotation of a GenBank genome assembly. Lineage: Eukaryota; Metazoa; Nematoda; Chromadorea; Rhabditida; Dracunculidae.
AUGCUAAAUAUUUCUUCAAAUAUUCAACCAACAUGCAGUGCAAUGCUUCGUGUGAUUCCAGUGGUAAAUUCAUACAUACAAAGCAUACGUAAAAUGCGCCGAAGGCCACCGAAACCAGGAAAACCACCAAUUGUGCCACCGUCUCAAAAGGUGUUAUACACAGUGGUUCAUGUACCUUGGAUGGAGCCUUCUGCUGUGAAGGAGCUUUUGUGGCGUCGCCACGUUUAUAAUAAUGCUAUCCUUUCUUUGAGGCGAAUUUUCAGAGAAGAAAUCGCUCAAAAACAAACUGGAGGCUUGGCGGAUUUGAAAAUUCAAGAAGCGAGCGAAUUGAAUGAGCUUAUCGCUGCAAAUGAAAAACGUAAUCAGGAAAUGGCAAAGCUAAGAAAUGAACGUGAGAUCAAAAGAAUGAAAGAAGUGGAGAUGGAAGUGUUGAGGUUUAUUGAAGAAGAGCUGAAUAAAAGAGAGAAAUCAGUAAAAUUGGCAACAAAAGAAGUAGUUGAAAUGAUCGAAAAAUCUCGUGAAUUUGUGACUUUGGAUAAUCUUGAUUGUAAACUUCAUGAAGCUUUAGAAAAUCCAGUUGUAUAUGAUUUUGCUAUUGAUCUAGAAGGUAAACGUAUAUAUGCGCCAGUCCCCAAUAAAUAUUUAGAAGGAAAACCAGUGUUGCAAAAAGGACGAAUGUACGACGUCACCCUUGGUUUUCCUCAAGAAGCUGUUCAAAAAUCUGGCUCUUGA